AAACCUGCCAUGCAAUGUGCUCAAUGGUUAAAAAGUUACUUUCAUAAACAUACCACUAUUACAUAUCCUCCUGUCUGUUUGUCUAUUUCUAAAAAAGGUUCAUUUACUGAAAAAGUAUGGAAGACCUUACCAGAGAAGGUACAGUUUGGUGAAUGUAUAUCUUAUGGUAAAUUAGCCGAAUUGUGUGGCAAUCAAAAUGCCAGUCGAGCUGUUGGAGCUGCCAUGAAAACCAAUCCCAUUAUGAUCUUAAUGCCUUGUCAUAGAGUGAUACAGUCCAGUGGAGAACUAGGAAAUUAUCAUGGCGGCACUAGAAAUAGUGUUAAAGUAUGGUUGUUGAAGCAUGAAGGAGCUAUAGAAUAA
This is a messenger RNA of Lottia gigantea (owl limpet), 360 nucleotides long. RefSeq lists its product as hypothetical. Gene Ontology annotation, molecular function: methylated-DNA-[protein]-cysteine S-methyltransferase activity. The record is from RefSeq and is a predicted model, not a curated record. Gene Ontology annotation, biological process: DNA repair. NCBI's taxonomy places the organism in Eukaryota, Metazoa, Mollusca, Gastropoda, Lottiidae. The transcript has 2 exons. Gene Ontology annotation, cellular component: nucleus. The annotation marks the transcript as partial.